Messenger RNA from Poeciliopsis prolifica (blackstripe livebearer), 8361 nucleotides. RefSeq names its product muscleblind-like protein 3. The transcript is spliced from 7 exons. The record is from RefSeq and is a predicted model, not a curated record. Gene Ontology annotation, molecular function: metal ion binding. The coding region runs from base 1035 to 2114 and encodes 359 amino acids. Lineage: Eukaryota; Metazoa; Chordata; Actinopteri; Cyprinodontiformes; Poeciliidae.
UCAGUGCUUUGCUGCCGAUCCACUGUAGUUACAGCUGACAUUUCUGCCGCCGCUUCCCUGUCCCUCUGCAGCUGCGUCGCGCUUUUCGCCCUGAUUUUAUUUAUGAACAUUAUUUCUCGCCAGCGUGUUUUGUUUCAGCCAUCCUUCCUACGCUUCGCUGCAGCGCUGCUAUAGUGUCAUACAGAUAAAUAAGGAAGUCUUUGCGGGAAAAUACCGAACCGAGAAGCUCGUUUCAGUCGACGCUGAUUUGAAAGAAGACAUUUGAUCUGUUUGGACUGAUAACAGUGAGACAGCGAGCAAAGACAUGCAGCGGAGAGGUCAGUGAGGAUGACAACAGAGGCAACAGAGACGGAGGGAUGAGAAGCAGACUCAAGUAAGAGGAGGAAGCAGGACUCCAAAGUGCCUACAUUACGGUUUUGUCCUACAGCAGGAGAGAGGGCUCAGUGUGCGUUUGGCCUUGAAUGGAGGCUAUAUUUUGUCCUGACAGCCACAAAGUCAUCCAUCCCACGUUGCUGAGCUGCAGUCCCCACAUACCCAGAGCCGAGCUGAAGCUUUGCCUCGUCAUUACAAGGACACUACGGGUGUAAGGUUCUGCUUUUUCCUCUCUGUCUGUCUGUCAGAGAAUAACAACUACAACAGAGCUGCGGCGACUUCCUCUGCUCUCACCAUGUUGACAUAAAUGUAGAGAUGCAUCUGAGCGGACCAUGGUGAUGCUUUCUGAACGUUUUUCUUUCUUUCUCUUGAGACAGAGCUGGUCUCUGCUCCCAGUUAACCCCUGCUAUCUCACCCAGUAAAACUUCAGCUGACAGUUUUCCCAGGAACAGCUAAUAAACAUCCCCCAAAAUACUCCAGUCUGAAGGGACUUGCUACCUAUUUGCUCUGAAGGAAAAAUAUUUUUGCUUUUUUUUCCCCCAAGGGGAUUUUUUUCUCUCUCUCUCUCUCUUGAAUCACUAUUAGUCAGCCCUGCUCGCAUUAGACCAUUUUUUUCCAUCCACUCGCUCCCACCCCUUGCUCAGUGUCUGUGAGCAUCUCAGAUGGCUGUCAGCAUGACCAUGGGACGAGACACCAAAUGGCUGACCUUGGAAGUGUGUCGCGAGUACCAGAGAGGCACCUGCUCACGGUCUGACACCGAUUGUAAGUUUGCACAUCCCUCCCGGAGCUGCCAUGUGGAGAACGGCCGAGUCAUCGCCUGCUUUGAUUCGCUCAAGGCCCGCUGCACACGAGAAAAUUGUAAAUACCUGCACCCACCUCCGCACCUGAAAACCCAGCUGGAGAUUAAUGGAAGAAACAACCUGAUCCAGCAGAAGGCCGCGGCGGCCAUGUUGGCUCAACAGAUGCAGUUCAUGCUGCCCGGAGCACAACUGCAGCCGAUUACAACCUUUCCAGUGACUCCAUCCCUGGCAUCGAGUCCCGGCAUGGCGUUCAGUCCAUAUCUGAGCCACAUGGGCCCAGCCGUUGGCCUGAUGCCGGAGCUGCUGCCCAGCACGCCCCUCCUCGUCCCCGGCAGUCCCACCGGCCUCACAGCGAUGGGCAACGGCACCUCGGCGCAGAAGCACACUCGCACAGACAAGCUGGAGGUUUGCAGAGAGUUCCAGCGCGGCAACUGCACACGGGGUGAGAGCGACUGCCGCUACGCUCACCCCCUGGAGGCCGGCAUGGUGGACUGCAGCGAGAACUCCGUCAUUGUGUGCAUGGACUACAUAAAGGGCCGCUGCAGCAGGGACAAGUGCAAGUACUUCCACCCGCCGGCUCACCUGCAGGCCAGGAUCAAGGCUUCGCAGCACCAAGCCGGUCAAAACACAGCGCCCACUCCCUUGGCUUUAGCUCCAGGCAGCAUGCAGUCGCUGCCAAAAAGGCAGAUUUUAGAGAAGAGCAACGGCGCUGCAGCUGCAGUCUUCAACCCUAGCAUGUUCCACUACCAGCAAGCCCUGGCUAACAUGCAGCUCCAGCAACCAGCCUUCAUCCCCACUGUAGACUCCUCCGAGCUUCUGACCCCUGACCCGGUGGAGCUGCAGAGUGUUCCCAUGGAAAACCAUUUCUGCCCGGUCCCCAAACUGCUGGUGGCGGCUCCAGUGGGAAUAAACUCAGUAAGCCUUUCACGAAACCCCAGUUAGAGUCCCUGAAAACCUGCAGCUCUGCAGCAAACAUGUGCCUCGCCCACAGUGCGCACCGACCGAGUGUCAGUGUGAAACUUCUUAUACAAUGUUUAUAAAAUAAAAUGUAAAAAAAAAAAAAAGCUGCAAUGGUUCACGCAAUACAAGCCAGAACUUAAAGCUGCUUCACUGCAGCCACAACGAUGCAUCCUGACGUGAUGAGCAAUAGAGCUCCCUCGUUCUGACAGCCAUACACACACCACACCUUAAACGUGUGCACAAACACGCACACACACACACAAACACGCACACACACACACACACACACACACACACACACACAUUCAAGACUAAAAGCCCUUUAUGGGUUGCAGCCAUUACCUGAGGCAGCCCAACACACCUGACUGAUCCAAAGUAAGAAAAGUUCAUUCUGGAUACUCAGAACAUUGGAGCUGCAAAUGGACCUGCUGCUGGUCUUCAACCAUGACUCGUUUUAAAAAUGAAAGAAUGUUUCAUAACAUGAACAUUUAUGUUUCAAGACGACUACAAAUCUAGUAUGUGUUGUACCAUGUGUUGUCUAUCAUUCAGUUUAUUCUCAUCCGAUGCCUGAUGAAACGUCAGAAAGAAGCUGUUAAUUUGUUUGUGCCUUUGAGUUUUUCCUGCUGAGCUGCAGAGAAGACCUGGUUUCUAAAAAGGACUAAAAACAAAAAACAAAACUAAACAGCAACGAUUAAAGAGAUGUCCACAUGUGAAAUUAAAGGCAAUACCAAUUUGAAGUUUGCUGCAUAUCAGCGAGUGGCUGCUAACAAAGGACGAUUGUAUGAACAAUGAAGGUGUCAACAGUUGAAUUUGCAGGAUUUAAAAGUUUUUGCCUGAUUUUAAACAUUAUUUUGAUCAUUAAAGCAGCAAACGAGGAAUCAUUAAACAUGUAAAAUAAGGUUGUACUCAGUAUAACUUAAAUAGGCAUAUAGGAUGUUUUAGACCUCCUUCACACCAGAUUAAGACCAGCCUACAGUAAACCAUUUGGGACUAAAUUUAAUCUAGGGCCGUUUUUGGGGUCAUAAAGUAAUUUGAGGGUCUUUCCUGUUACAGGCAUUUCAAUACAGAUUUGGUGUAAUCUGGGAGAAAAGACAGAGUUUAAUUAUCUGACCUUUAAUUCAAUCAAAGAUAAUUAUGCCAUUACUAUUUACGGACAAACCGAUCUCUAACAGAAAGCAAAAAUGUAACUUUUAGCAUUUAUUUGUGACUAUAACACAGCAAUUAAACAAUGAUUAAUUUUGCAAAGUUCUUUAACUCUUACAUUUAAAUAUAUAAAUUAAUUUAUCCUGACACCAAAUUAAAGGAUGAAAAAACCUUACUCAUAAAAUAUGAAAAACACAUAUUUUGCCAGUUUGCAGAAUCCCCCUCUAUUUUUUAAAAGGUGCCACAUUUGUAAGGAAAUGCCUUUGUAGGUUGAGAAGAAAUGCUGAGCAUCAAAAACCUUUUUUUUUUUCAUACAAGACAAUUUGAAGGAUAAUCAGGCUUUCCAACACCAUAAGACUGAUUGCUAAUAGAGGCAUUUUCAAAUUUUGAGUAAAAUGUUUAGUUUUUUAUUUGUUAUUUGUUUUUUAUUUGUCUGGAGAAACUUUUACCAACUGGAAAUGCAAGUUUAUAUUUAAAAUGGUUGCCAUAUUUAUCCUACUUUAAACGAAUAGAUCCAACCAAGUCUGCUUUUGAGGAAAAGGUGCUUACUAUAAAAUUAAAAUGAAAGCAAAAACAUUAUUAAUAAACAACUAAUACUUUGCGAUAUACCUAACAUUUACUAUUUUAUAAAAAUUACAGUUUGUUAGCUAAAAUCUCAUCCAAAAUGCUAAAAUGUGUCCAUCGAUAUUGACAAUGGCGCCACCAUACCGCUGAUGAUUUUAACCAACUUGUUCUUAAUUAUAUCCUCCUUAUCAAUCCCACAAAAGUUCAUGUCCGAUCUAGUCCAGUGUGAAGAGGGGAUUCGGACUGUGGUCUUGAAAAACAAACCGCCUUACAUAAUUCUUGCCGGAUCUAUUCUGUUUGUGAGGUUUUAUGAUGCAACAACUUAAAAGAAAGGGUUAGUUUGUUUUCAUUCUUUUGUUUUUUGAUUUAAAGAACUCAUAAUUGUUUCUGUCUUCUACAUAAAUCUUACAAUUAGUCGAUUAUAAUCCUGAGUCAUCUCAAACAUUGCAAACUGUUAACCUUUUCUUCCCAUCUGAUGUCAGCCAUUGCACAAGGCAGAAGCUGGAUCUGUUUCCUGAUGUUGUGCCUAAAGUCUGAAUAUGCAAGAAGUUGCCCAUUUAUCGCAAUACCCAAGUUGAUUCCUCCAAAUAAUGUGCAAAUGUUGAACGCAGAGAUCCAUCUUAAAAAAUAAAUUUCUAUGUGGUAUUAUUAGUUUCAUGCUGCUUUUUAAGUAAAUAAGUGGCACAAGAUUUAUUGUUUAAAGGCACUUCAGGGAGAAAUCUUAGAACUUGAAAAUGUCGUGUCCGACUUUAUAUCAUCACCUUUUCUACUGCUGUGUCCUUUCUGUCAGAAGUUGUCAGAGUUGAAUGAUUACAAGAGGUCGAAAAUGGAAGAAAUAAAUCAGACAUUAGAGGUAAAAAAAAAUACAAAUACACCUGUUAUUUUCGCUGAAAUGAACUGCUUUCUUUGUGUGUGAGACUGAACUUAGAAUAGUGGGCAGAAAGCAUUUUCAUUCAAGUUCAAAUGUGCCUCUUUCAAGUCUCCUUAAACCAUCACUGUCGAAACACUGUAAGAACUAUGAGUGCUCAAAGAUGCAUCACUCAUUUAGUACGUUGUUAACGUUGCGCGAAACCACGUCUAGUUUCUUCUCAGAGACAGCUGUGCUGUCUUGUCAGUGUAAUAAAUACAUAAACCAGUGAGGUUAGUGGUGGGGGGUAAAAUGUGAGAAAAUGAAUUUCACACAGAUUUAGUUGGUUUUAAGUGCUGCAGAUGUUCCAGCAUUUCCAUUUUAGAAUAAUGUUGAUGUGUUGUGAAUGUACCUAAUGCAAAAACUAUACAUGUGCCCCCCUGAACGACAGGCAUGCUGAAAUGUUACUAUCACCAUAUAUAAACUAUUUCAGAGGUACCAUGAUGAUACUGUGUUAAGAUGUAUAGAAAUGUAUGUAUUGUUAUAUAGAUUUAUAUUUAAUGUUAUUACGUGGUGUGGCUACAAACAGAAAUAUUUUUCACCUUUUAGAAAAUUUAGAUCAGAGUUGUGCUGUUUGAGGUGCAAACGCAGCAGAAAAUAAUUUCUUUAGAGAACACUAAUUAUAAAGACGUAAACAGGUUAUUUAUCUGUAAGAAACUUUUUUUGAAACAUGUCCAAAGUUUAUUCCUGUCAACUCACACGACUCUCUUUGAACUUUGCUUUGCAGGUCAAACUUUAAUUAAAUGUUUAUUGCCAAAACUAACACUAAAUUUAAACGUAAAAUGUGAAGCCCAAAAACUCAGAUGCAUCUAUACAAAAUAAUGUAUAGGUCUAAAACUUAAUUUCAAGCACGUCUUCUUUAUUUAAUGGAGCUUGUUUUUUCUAUCUGUUUUUAAUGAGGGAAAGGUGCACUAAAAACAAAUCUGCAUAUUUGAUAGAGAAAGAGAAAGUCAGUGUGCCACACUUUUUUCUAAUAUAAAAUUCAGCUCAUCCCUCUGCAGCUUUCACAUUCAUUAUUUUUUUCUUUUUUAUUCUUCCUUUUCUUCCUUUUCCUUUUCACAAUAAUUGACAUCUGUGUUAAAAGAUGUCACAAUUUUCAACCGGAAACUUUAGAAAAAUUAUUCCUUUAAUUUAAGCGCUUUUAUUUUUUAACAGUCACAAUUGUUUUUAUCUUUAUGAUUUUCUAUGAAAUAAUUAUAAUUUAAUAUUUAUAUCUUCUUAAGACAAUUAAAAAUAUAUAUUUUCCUGGUGUUAAAAUGACAACCGUCACUUUUAGCCACGUUUAACAUGGGAAAGACAAGAGAACAUGCCACUCAAGGAAGUUGUUGAGUAUUGGAAGAAGACAGGAAUGGCUACAAGAAAGUGGCUUUUCUCCUAAAUUAGGUCAUAUUUACUCUCAGAAAAAUGGUUAAAAGUUGGAAACACUUGGAUUGGAGACAAACAAGUCAGAAAGCAGGACAGUCAAGGAGAUAAGAAAAUCCCCAAAGCUCACAGUUUGAGGAAAUCAGUCAAUUUUGGCUUCACAAAGUCUCCAAAACGAGGAUUCACUUCAAGGAUUUUGUGCCAAUCAUUGUGGCUGAUGCUGCACAGCGAAUCAAACUUUAUAAGCCUGUUACUUCAAAAUGAGCAGCUUAAUCUUUUCAUAGAUCAUUCUGAAGUAAACAAAAACAGCUGAGAAAAACUGAUUUUCAUGCCAAAAAAGUAAAAAUACUCACUCCUCUUGCUAACCUAACUUCAGACUACCUUCACUGACUUCAGUCUCUUGGGGUCUUGCUGUAUUUCUUUCCAAUGAUUCAUCUUGAAUGACAAAACAUCAAAUAAAAUAUUAAAUAAAGACUGCUUGAAUUUACUACUUGGUGGUCUACUUUUCUGACCACCAUUUGAAACUGUGGCACGUUUAAAUAAAUGUCACACCUUAUAUUUUAAAAACUAAUUCACACCAAACUGCAAAAUAAUAUAAAUGAAAAAUCAAUGGCAAGAAAAUGACAACAUGGCUACCUUCCUAUUAUCAUAUCAUUUUAUAAACUUAAUUACCUGUUUUGUUUGAGAAAAGGAAUGUCUAAUUAGCUUCUAUUGUGCUUGUAUAUUUUAUAUAGACAGAUUAAAUCCUUGUGAUUUCCAAAGUCAGGUCAGGUUUUAUUUUGUUUGCUUUUGUUGACCAUAAAUGUUUGUCUUCUUGUACAUUAUGGUUUUUUCUGAAACAAGAAAGGACUUUUAAAGCAAACAUGUUUCUGUCAGCAAGGUAAAGAGGCUUUUUGGACACAGUGUAAAGUCAAACUAAUUCACAUCCUGCAAACCAAACAAUCUGUUGCUGCAGAGCUUUUUGUUGGCUAGUUGUGUUUCAGUUUGGACCAAAAAUAGUCCAGAAGUCUCUUGAUGUCCAGCUGUGCUGGGUGAUGUCAGUCCUGACUACAUGUACAAGAAUGUGUAAUGUUCACCUCGUUUGCACUUAUGUACAUAAAUACUCCAAAUUUAUUUUGAAUAUUACAGAUAAAAGAGAUGAUUAAAAAUAACCAAUCAGCGUAUUGUUAGCGGUGUGUCUAUUGUUUUAUUACAGUGUGAAAACAGUUGAGGUAUCUGUCCUUUUGUUUGUGUGUUGGUGAUGACACGCAUUAAACUGUGUCAACUGUAAACUGUGGUUGGUUUACUCUGGAGAAAUAUUUCUUUCAUUAUUCUCUGACAUUGAAAAGAACAGGUGGAUUACCACUAAGUCUGCAAUAACUUUAGGAGAUCAGUGCCAUCUUUGCCCUUAAAUCCAUGUCAUUAUUUACAACAUGUAGGAAAAUCACCUCCUGAAGCUGAAAAUAGCCAGAAGGAAAGAAAAAAAUAGGAUGAGGAGAAAGAAAUUAAGAGGAGAGUGCGUGCCGGAUAUUCUUACAGGGUUUAAAUUUGAAAUUCUGAUUUUACUUCUGCAGAAGCAUUCUCACACAGACAUGAUUUUAUCAGAAACUGACACGCCAAGCGAUUGCAUUGCUAUCGGAGCGAGUGAUUUUGUUGCCUGUUGUGGAUUGAUUGAGUCAUGCAGCUGAAUUGGUUCACAGCUCUGCGACUGCUGAGUGUUGAAAUGGAUCUCUGAUCAAAGCAAACUCCCUAAAGCUUCAGUGGUUCUUUUCAUACUCUCAGCCUCUCCACACUGGGACUUUUUUUUUGUUAUUUUUACCACUUACAGGUGAAUAAUUUCUCAAGUUUAUGUAUUGUCUGUUUGCUGUUAUUGUGCCUUCAUAGUACAAAGUGUAUUUUUUUUGUUAAAUUCACAAACAACGGUCAACUGAAUGUGUAUGGGUAUUUUUUUCAAGUCUUUUGUCUGUGCAUUAUUGCGUUUUGGUAUAAGUUGAGUUCAAAAAUCACAGACUGAAUGUCGGCCUGUAGAAGACGAAGAAGGCCUAAAGCUGUUGAGGACUAAGCCAUAAGAAAAUCUUUCCCGGACGCUUUAGGACAGACUGACUGCUGUUUCUAACUCAUCUAUUGUUUCAUUCGGCUUUCUGCUUGUGGUGCUUGUAUGUGCUGCUGUGCUCCACGCAAAUUUACUUUGCACUGUAUAGGUAUUGAGAGUUAAUGUGCCUAUAAUCAAUUCUGCUGUUUCUGUUUGACCUUAAAUAAAACACAUCAUGGUAA